AUGGCUCAACCACACCCCGCGUCUACAAACACCCCACGCUAUUUAACCGGAGACCAGGCUGGUCUGCGCGAGUUCUUGGAUAAGUUUGAUGUCUUCCUCUUCGAUUGCGAUGGUGUCCUCUGGUCUGGAGACCACUGCUUUCCCGGAACAGUCGAAACUCUAGAAUUGCUACGCAAGAAUGGCAAACAGGUCGUCUUCGUCACGAAUAACAGCACAAAGUCGCGCGCCGAUUAUCGCAAGAAGCUAGAGGGUCUGGGUAUUCCCAGCUCCGUGGAAGAGAUAUUCUCCUCCUCCUACAGCUCCUCGAUAUACAUCUCCCGCAUCCUCCAACUCCCCGAAAACAAGCGCAAAGUCUACGUGAUCGGCGAAUCUGGCAUUGAGCAAGAACUUCGCUCCGAGAACGUCCCCUUCAUCGGCGGCACGGAUCCCGCAUACCGUCGCGACGUACAACCCGAAGACUACAAGCGCAUUGCCGCAGGAGAUACCUCCCUUCUGGAUCCGGAGGUUGGCGUCGUUCUCGUCGGAUUGGACUUCCACCUGAACUAUCUCAAGCUAGCACUAGCAUACCACUACGUGAAGCGCGGCGCGAUCUUCCUCGCGACGAACAUCGACUCAACACUCCCCAACUCCGGCACUCUCUUCCCGGGUGCUGGAUCUAUGAGUGCGCCUCUCAUUAUGAUGCUUGGACAGGAUCCUGUGGCGCUGGGUAAGCCGAGUCAAGCAAUGAUGGAUGCGAUUGAGGGCAAGUUCAAGUUUGACCGUAGCCGCGCGUGCAUGGUUGGGGACCGGGCCAACACCGAUAUCCGCUUUGGCUUGGAGGGUAACCUGGGAGGUACGCUGGGCGUGCUUACGGGUGUGAGUUCAAAGGAGGAUUUUGUUUCUGGGCCUGUCCGGCCUCUGGCGUAUCUUGAUAAACUCUCGGAUUUGCUGGCCGCAGAGCAGUGA
Penicillium daleae is the source of this 945-nucleotide messenger RNA. RefSeq lists its product as uncharacterized. NCBI's taxonomy places the organism in Eukaryota, Fungi, Ascomycota, Eurotiomycetes, Eurotiales, Aspergillaceae. Gene Ontology annotation, molecular function: alkaline phosphatase activity; phosphoglycolate phosphatase activity. The transcript has 5 exons. The record is from RefSeq and is a predicted model, not a curated record. The coding region runs from base 1 to 945 and encodes 314 amino acids.